AUGUCAAUUCACAACCACUAUACCAGCACCGCUUUGAAAAGUAGAAAUCUAUAAUUAAAGAGACAGAGCAAGCAGCCACAGAGAAACUCCGACGAAGACGACGAUGGCGCCAACACCAGCAGCGAUCCGGUGCUCCGGCGUCGCAUCUGGUCUCCUGCUGCUCCUCUUCUUCCUUCUCAUCCAACCGUCAAUUUCCAUUUACUGCGACGAAGACGAUUGCUACGAUCUUCUAGGGGUUUCUCAAAGUGCUAAUUCUUCAGAAAUCAAGAAAGCCUACUACAAACUCUCCUUGAAAUAUCACCCGGAUAAGAACCCCGAUCCCGAUUCGAGAAAGUUUUUCGUUAAAAUUGCUAAUGCUUAUGAGAUUUUAAAAGAUGAAGCCACGAGGGAACAAUAUGAUUAUGCAAUUGCACAUCCAGAGGAGGUAUUUUACAAUACAGCUCGCUACUACCACGCAUACUAUGGCCACAAAACAGAUGCUCGUGCUGUCCUUGUGGGUCUUCUUUUGGUUCUCUCAGCAUUUCAGUAUCUAAAUCAAUGGACGAGGUAUAAUCAGGCUAUUGACAUGGUCAAGAAGACUCCAGCUUACAAAAAUCGGCUUCAUGCACUGGAACUUGAACGCAGUGGAGGGAUGACAAACAAGAAGAAGGGUCAAAAACCGAUGGACAAGAAGAUGACAGAAGACCUCAGCAAGGAACUUGAUCUGCAGAUAACGGGAGCUGAAAAACCAUCCAUGUGGGAACUUCUUGGUGUUCGCUUCAUACUCCUACCAUACACUAUUGGAAAGCUAUUGUUAUGGCAUGCAUGUUGGCUCUGGAGAUAUCAGGUUAAACGAGCUCCACAUUCCUGGGAAGAUGCUUCCUACCUAACUCGAAGAUCCCUAGGGGUCUCUCUUGAUAAAUGGAGAAGCAUAGAUGAAUCAACGCAAGAAGAUCUUAUUCAGAGACGUUUAUGGGAAAAAUCCAACUUGGAGAGCUACCUAGCAGAAAUGCGUAAAGAAUCAAAGCGCAGAAGAUAGUGAAAUUUGUUGCCCGCAGUGUCUUUCACCCUGUAAUCGGACAACAUAAUUUUUUUAUACGAAGGCUAUACACAAAACUGAAACCCAAUCAUGCUUCAACAGCAGAAGUUUGGGUCCAUGGUUGAUAUUGGAGAGGCGGAGGAUAAUUAUUUUUUGAAGAAUCCCUCUAUUUAGUUGGAGUCCAUAACAAAGUUGUAGAACUUGAAAUAUGACAGAGGGUCGGCUCAUAAGAAAGAUUUUUGUGGAGUUUAUUUAAUUGUCAUCCAUAACAUGAUUUAAUAUUACAAUAUGAUGCUGAUAUCAGGUACCUGUCUUUGUGAUCCUAUAUACUCCUUGUAUUUGAUUUUAGGCAAUAAAAAUGAAAAUUCAUGAGAA
Messenger RNA from Camellia sinensis, 1393 nucleotides. Its product is annotated as Chaperone DnaJ-domain superfamily protein. Gene Ontology annotation, cellular component: endoplasmic reticulum membrane. Lineage: Eukaryota; Viridiplantae; Streptophyta; Magnoliopsida; Ericales; Theaceae. The record is from RefSeq and is a predicted model, not a curated record. Gene Ontology annotation, biological process: protein folding.